This is a messenger RNA of Didymodactylos carnosus, 1842 nucleotides long. The record is from the annotation of a GenBank genome assembly. NCBI's taxonomy places the organism in Eukaryota, Metazoa, Rotifera, Eurotatoria, Philodinida, Philodinidae.
ACGCGUUUUCUAACGACGUUAAAAUGAUAUAACUUCGAAUUUUUUUCGUUUGGUAAACGCGUUUAGAAACGACAUGUUAAAGCGCGUUUUUAUAUAAAAGAAAACUCACUACUCAUUGAUAGAUUGCGCCACUUUUUAGCGCAGGAUGACUCACUCGCUGAUUUACAGCGACAUCUUUAGUUUCAUUUUUGGUUUAUUUCUUUUCCGGAUAAUAUGUUUUUAAUUAAAAUAAAUGAUAUGUUGUGUUCUAUGUAAUAAUCACUCAUUAUUAUAACAAAAUAAUUUCAGCCAGUUGUAUUGAGACGCUGGGAUGUAGACGCAAGAUCGAGACGCAAAUUGCUCCUAACAAUUUUCUCAAGUGUUUUAUCCUCACCCUUUAUCUAUACUAUAAGAUUCCUGAUUGAUCUAUGAUGCCACGUCUAUACUAUAAAUAUUAGACUUGCUAUGUCCAAGAUUCUUUAUUAUAAAUUCAUCUCAUAAAUGCAAACAUUUUUAAUGUCUCUUAGCAUUUAAUAAUUUGACAAACCUGAAACGAGUAAUUGCUGACGUCAUCAUAUAUUGGGCGUAAGAUCAUAUUUGUUUUCUAAUAAAGUAAAAUUUGACUAGUGUAUUUGUCAAGUGUCAAGACAAAUGAUUGUAUUGUUUUGUUGUUCCGUCCUUUAGGAUUGUUCUGAGGAUGAGGGUUAUGUAACUCAGCAAAUGAGUAACGAAGAACCAACUAAAGCAGAUAUUGACACUAUUUUCAAACGAUUGAAAACUUUACCAGCAAAUAAGGCAUGUUUUGAUUGUGAAGCUAAAAAUCCAACAUGGGCUAGUAUUACAUAUGGAGUAUUUUUAUGUAUUGACUGUUCUGCGCGUCAUCGUGGACUGGGUGUACAUUUAUCGUUUAUUCGGUCAACAAAUUUAGAUACAAAUUGGACUUGGUUCCAGCUGCGUGCAAUGCAAGUUGGUGGUAAUGCAAAUGCGGAUCUAUUUUUUCAACAACAUGCCUGUCAGAGUAAAGACAUUCAACAAAAAUAUAAUAGUCGUGCAGCACAACUCUAUCGAGAAAAAUUGCACCAGCUGGCGACCAAAGCAAUGAAAUUACAUGGAACAAAAUUAAUUAUCGAUGAUGCUCCGAAAACUGAUCAUACAGCCGAUAAAAAAGAAGGUGACUUCUUUCACGAACACUCUGUACUAACAACAGCUCGCAGUAACACUGAAAAUAAUGCUGAAAAUUAUCUGGUGUCAUCGGAAUCAAAUGAUCAAAAUUUAGAUAAAUUUAAUCAAGCUGGUGAAGGUCCAUCGAUUGAUCCAAAUGUAUUCAACACAGAUGGUUCUCAAAAAACUUUAGAUCCUAAAAGGUCAACAAUUGGACAACGACGACCAGCACCAUCUAAAAAGAAAGGUUUUGGUGCACAAAAAGUAGUGACAGAUUUUAAAGAAAUUGAACGUAAUGUACAAGAACAAGAAAAAAUGAAAGAAAUUCAAGUACAUCAAGAAAUAAAAACUCGUGAAGAGACCGAAAAACAAUUAGAAAAACAAAUGGCUAAUUUGAAAUUUGCCUAUCAAGAUAUAAAUAAACAACGAGAUGUCGAAGAAGCUAAAUUAAAACAGUCAAAUCCGAAAAAAGCUGAACAACUUGAACGAUUAGGCAUGGGAUUUGCUGGCCGAGGUCAUAGUGCAAUGACUGAUAUGCAAACGAUACAACAAGAAGGUGUAACAACAACACGAAAUAUUUCAUUAGCACCGCGUAACCGUGAUUUCUUUAACGAUAAUGAUAUAUCAUCGUUUUCCAGUAGAUCCAAUUCCGACUUGCCAUUCUCAAAAGAUCAUGAUCUUGACUAUGAUAAUAAAAAGUAG